Messenger RNA from Neltuma alba, 1606 nucleotides. RefSeq names its product dof zinc finger protein 4-like. Gene Ontology annotation, biological process: regulation of DNA-templated transcription. The record is from RefSeq and is a predicted model, not a curated record. Gene Ontology annotation, molecular function: DNA binding; DNA-binding transcription factor activity. Bases 469 to 1422 code for a protein of 317 amino acids. The transcript has a single exon. Lineage: Eukaryota; Viridiplantae; Streptophyta; Magnoliopsida; Fabales; Fabaceae.
CCUCAAAUCCUUCCUCAUUUGAUGUUCUAGAACUUCAUAUAUAUUAUGGAGUGAGAUUUUGAGAAUCCUGUGAUAUUUAAUUGCCCAGAUAUUAUUGAAUUGAUACAUAUUCAGAUUCACAAAAGUUAUCAUCAUCAUGAUUACCAGAUCUUAUUAAUUUGGUGGUAUUUGGGUAACACAUGCCCUUAUAUAUGUAAGGGUAGUAUAAGUUUCUAUGAUAUCUCGCCGUGGUUUUGGUCAGUUUAUUAGAUUCUCUCUGAUACAUAUUUCAGCCACGUUGAGAGCUUAUAGAUUACCCUUUCAAAUCUGAAACGCUCAGAUCAUCACACUUCUCUUAACACCUUGCAUGUUCAUAUCACACCGACCUUGCAGUUUCUGUGUAUAAAUAUACAAACUCAAACCCACAAGAAGAAUCAUCUUAUUUCACAGUUCUCAAUACCCUUAAGAGACUUUUAGAGAGACAGAGGGAUGAUGAAUAUUCCAGAACGUGGCGGUGGUGGUGGUGACGGUGGAGGUGGAGGAGGAGGAGAGGUGAAUAACCAACCUCAGCUUCAACCGCCGCCUCAGCCUCCGCCACAGCAGAGAUGUCCCCGCUGUGAUUCUGUGAACACCAAGUUCUGCUAUUACAACAACUACAGCCUGUCGCAGCCAAGGUACUUCUGCAAAACUUGUAAAAGGUACUGGACCCAUGGAGGAUCCUUGCGAAACAUACCCAUCGGUGGUGGUUGCCGGAAGGGAAAACGGACCAAAUCGUCGUCGGCCUCUUCGUCAUCAUCCGCUGCCGCCCUUCAAUUGAUGAGCCGGCAACAACCGCUGCAACCUCGGCUGCAAGAGGUGAUCCCUACGCAACCGAACCCGAUGACGUUACCUUCACGCGUUAAUCUGGUCGGUCGUUCUUCUGCGAUGGCGGCACAGGCACCGGCACCGGCGGUUCCUUCGAUCAGUUCCUACUAUCAAGGUGGCGGGCAUCUAUCAUCUCUGGCGGCGAUUCACUCCCAAAACCCAUCACAACCAUUAUUCAACCUUUCGUCUCUGAAUCUUGUUCCUGCCAAUCUGGGUCUUCAUCCUUGGUUCAACGCUCCGUCGACUCAAGCCUCAAAGCACCAAGUUCCUCCGUCGUCACCGGUGUUCCAAUCGGAAAAAAGAAGCAGGGAGGUGGAAUCUCUGUACUUAUCUGAUCAUCGAGGUCUGGUUCAUCAAACGAGCAUGAUGAAUAUGGGUAAUAAUAGCAGUUACGCUUCACUCCAUGAUUGGUCUCAAAACUCUAUGUGGAGUACUGUGAGCACAACUUCGAUUGCAGACAAUUCUGGGAGUACUGGUAAUAAUGGUCAUAGUAAUGAGCAUGAUGCUAAUAAAGCUGGAUCAUCUUCUCUGAGUGGAAAUCAAUGGCCUGACCUACCAGGAUAUGGCCCUCCUCAAUGAUCAUCAUCUUCAUCUUUUUCAGACGUUACACCCUCGCGAGUUGCAAAAUUCCAGAGAUUGAAGGCAUGAAUCUUCGGAGCAGUUAAGUCACCCUCAUCUAUAUAUUUCUGUUUAGUUUCAUUUUCCAUUUUAGCAAAAUAGAUUAUAGAGGAUCAUAAGAGAGGGGGGAAAAAAACAAAUAUAG